Molecule: messenger RNA, 9439 nt
Organism: Mizuhopecten yessoensis (Yesso scallop)
Lineage: Eukaryota; Metazoa; Mollusca; Bivalvia; Pectinida; Pectinidae
Product: tyrosine-protein kinase SRK2-like
Exons: 9
Coding region: 1835-3700 (621 amino acids)
Biological process (GO): cell differentiation; cell surface receptor protein tyrosine kinase signaling pathway; innate immune response
Cellular component (GO): extrinsic component of cytoplasmic side of plasma membrane
Molecular function (GO): signaling receptor binding; non-membrane spanning protein tyrosine kinase activity; metal ion binding
Source: RefSeq, a predicted model, not a curated record
CUAGCACAGAGACUGCCUAGAUAUAUUGCGCCGGAAUUUGAUGAACAGUUUUUUGUCUGGAAUCAAAUAUUCUGGAUAUGAUUGGAUAGUUAAACUUAGUGUACGCGCAUCACACAUCGUACAGUAGUAUUCCAAAGCUAUGGAAGCCAGCGAGAAUUCCUGUGGCAUGUUUAAUUAAGUUGAUAGGUUAGGAUUGAGAGGAUAGCAAACUAGACCCACAGGUGUGUGCUUCAGUGAGGAAGGAGAGACCCCUCCACACACACAUACACAUUUAUAUAUAUGCCUUCCUCGAUGAACAAAAGCAAUUUUGUUCCGAAAUCUGAAGUGUUCGUGAUUAGAAGGAGAUGAAAUUAUUCAACUGCCCAUCGUCCCUGCGAUAGACAUUCUGGGUUGGAUUUAUUUUCGGAGGUUGUGUAAAAUUGAUACUCGUUUCUGGAAACUUUUGCAAAAGGUUUACAUACUUUUAAUAGGAAUGAUGAGAUUUAGCCGAGCAGGGCCUACUUAUCUGACAAGCGGCAAAGCCCCCAGGUACAUCUCCAAACUUCGGUGUUCCAUCGUUUCGGAUGAGAGAUGCAUUCCUUCACCACAGACACUUCAGCGCCUAAUCUAUUUGUUUUAGAAUAUGGUUGAACAGCAUUUCUAGAAAUACGACUUGUGGAAUUCACCAGCUGAUGCUGUAGUUGCGGAGGUAGAAAAUGUGUAUUGAAACAUAUUUAGGACUCAAGCAUCCGAACACAGAUAGAGCUGGUAUUUUUGGAACCCAUUCAAACUCAUUCUGCAACCUACAUUUCUUUGAAAUCCUGAAAUCCAAGGGAUGAAGUGUAUCAUAUCUGCUCCGGUGGCUGCAAGUCCGGGUCUUAAACAAGCUUAGUAAACUGUUGAAACUAGUAGUACAGGAGACAGGGGUUUGUCGGGAAACUACCUCGUUGCUAUUUUUUUUACCUGAAUUAUAAAAGUUUUCUAUCAAGAAUAACAACCAAGCACCGAUCAUUGUGUACAUGGAUUUAAAAUGACGUUAUUUGAUUGUUUUCUCUAAACAAUUUAUCUGUUUAAGUGAAAUAAAGAUUUUCUCACCAAGUGAAGUUAGCUGAAUUCUGAGAAAAAGUUUUGAUACAGAAACAAAAGUUACAUAUGUAAAUUGAUAUAGUUUUUCUUCGGAAAAUUAUCGUGUAAUAAAAAAUUUGAAAUUGGAUGAAUAAGCUGUUGUCAAGGUUGGGAAGUGAAAAGUGAGAGCCAUAUUCUACAUCACAGGUUCGGGAGAAUAUCCAGGACAAUAAGUGGAGUAUUGACAUUUACGAACGAAUUUACUGGCCGAUUGUCCCAGCAAAUGGGUCCACUCACGACGAUUAUGGAGCAGAUUUUGUGAAAUUUAAAAGAAAAUUAUUUGUGAAAUUGACAUUUGGAAAUGGAAAUUAAAAAGAGGGCACCCUGGGACAUGUAUACACAGCUGUGGUGGUGACGGAGUUGUGGGUUUGACACGCCACCGUAGUACAACUCCAGGAUGACUAGCUCUAGUAGUAGGACUGUAUGAUUUUACACAUACUGCUGGGUUUAUUAUGUAAAGUAAGUUUUUUCACCCAUAACAAUGGAUUUUUCUAUGAACAGUAUUAUAAAAAUGUGUGGAGAUAUGUGUGCUAUGGUGAAAAAUUCAUUGUGGAGAUUUCGGUGUAAAUACAUGACGUUAUGAGGUGUAAAAACAAAAAUGAUGAAAAACAAAGUGGAUUUUUAUACUGAAGUCUGCACAAAUUAAUUUUGUAAUAAUUCCUAGAGACAGGAAUUUUAUUUAUUUAUUUUGCCACUGGAAACGGUGAAAUUUGGUUUGUCGUCACAAUUAAUGGAGAAAAAGAAAACAUUGAGUGGGCCUAAAAAGGCUAUUAAAUCCAUGCGAGAACUUUUUUCCGGGAGUAAGAGUUACGGUGGGUUUGAGUUUGUGUGUCCUAGCGCCUCUAAAGGACAAGGAGACAACACGGACAUGUGCUGGUUCGCGGCGGAAGGUGCCCUUUCGGACCUGUCAAAGGUUACCUCCCUUUCACAGGUGUCGUCGCUCUGUACCCUACCAAAGACUAAUAUCAAAAAGAAGAAAAAGUCUCUAAUACCAGAAUGGCUAACUAUGGCGAGAUCUACAAAUCGAGCAAGCUUAAAAGAAAAACUUCAAGAAGAGUUUCUGUCGUGUAAAAUUUGCCUGGAGCCUUUCAUUAAGCCUAAGGCUCUACCUUGCCUGCACAGCUUUUGUGAGCACUGUUUGAGGGACUAUGUUCGCAGGCAUCCGGGGGAGAAGCCGGGACACUUCCCCUGCCCCAUGUGCCGUAAGGACACGCCCAUACCUCUCCGAGGAAUUUGUGACUUUCAGGACAACUUCCUGUUGUUGAGUUUGUCGGAUACGCUCGACGAAGACAACAAUGACGAUAACAGUGAACACUGGAACAACAUCACUAAUUCGCCAUCGAGUGGAUUUUUAAGUGUUAAUCAGAAUCACCAGGUGUCGCCACCGAGGACAUUAGCGCCACCUACCCCACAGGAAACGUUUCUAAGGGGUUUAGAGUGGUAUUUUGGUAAGGUGAGUCGACAUGCCUCUGAAGACUGGCUUCUCUCCCCUGGAUACCCAAAAGGAACAUUCCUUGUCAGACAAGGCGAGGCAGCCCCUGACACCUUUACUCUCUCUGUACGCGACUGUGAUGAACUUCGUGGCUAUUUAGUCAAACAUUAUAAAAUUUACACCCAGCGGUCUAAUGAUCUAAGGGGCGAGGAUUACUACUUUAUUACUCCGAAGAGGAUGUUUAGUUCACUUAGUGACCUUGUCAGUCACUACUCUGAAUCAGCAGAUGGGCUAUGUUGUAAGCUAGCUCAAACCUGCAACAAACCCAGAUCACUCCUGUGGGCCUUCGAAAGGGGCAAGCAAGAUGACUACGCUACGGCACGGGAGUCCAUUUUACUGAUAAAAAAGCUAGGCAGUGGCCAAUUUGGUGAAGUGUGGUUAGGAACAUGGCACAGUAGUCGACAGGUGGCAAUAAAAAUGCAGAAAAAGGAUUCAGUUUCCACAGCGGCCUUUCUGGACGAGGGGCAGAUCCUGAAAACGCUGGAGCACCCAAAUAUCAUCAAACUCCUUGGAAUCUCGAACGAGAUUGAGCCUAUAUACCUUAUCACAGAAUAUAUGUUGAACGGUCGCCUGUCAAUGCACCUACGAGAAGGGCAAGGUCGCAACCUUGGAGUCACGCAGCUUCUGUGGAUAGCAACACAGAUUGCCGAUGGCAUGACGUACAUGGAGAAAGAGAAGUUUGUUCAUCGGAAUCUCGGUGCGAGGAACAUACUCGUGGGCGAAAUGAAUGUGGUGAAAAUUGCUGGCUUCGGGAUGACCAAACUUGUAGAUGAUCCGGACUUCAACUUCAGAAGAGGGCUGAAAAUGGCCAUCAAAUGGAUGGCACCAGAGGUCCUUAUGUGCAACAAAUACAGCACGAAGGCCGAUGUGUGGUCGUUUGGAAUAGUGCUAAUUGAAAUAUUCUCCUACGGCAAGGAGCCGUACGAAGGUUUAGGGAGUAAGGAAGCGUUUGACAACGUGCAGCAGGGCUAUCGAAUACCUCGUCCGGAGGCGUGCCCCGCAGCAGUCUACGACGUCAUAUUACAGUGUUGGAAUGCAAACCCUCCUUCGCGACCUUCAUUUGACUUUUUGAACACUUUUUUACACGAUGCGCAAUCAUCAUGACCUGAAGAAAGAGACUUGUCUUGUGUGAGAUAAACAAAGGUUUUGAGCAGAAACAGGGCAUUUUCAAACACUUCAUCUUGUGCUACACAUUCUAGGAUAUAUGUAAUAAACUUGCUGAGGUUUCUGACGGAACAUGGAACGACUGCCAAGACAGAUGCACUUUUAAAAUGUUACGAAAACCAUUGGAGAUGGGUUCUUUGUGCAGGACCUUUUUCGUGUCGAAAAAACACAGGAAAAGGUUUCUCUGUGCCGUACUUUGUAUGCUGUAUGCUGCCUGGAAAAUAUUUCACGACGAUCAUGGAUGGCCUCAAGGCUGUAAUACUACACAAACAGAAUUCAAAGUGCAAUGGAUUAAUUAGUUGAUGACAAUGCUUUAAACAGUUUGUUAUAUCGUAGAUUUAAAUAUAUCAAAUAGAUGGAAAUUGUGUUCAGACAAACCCUGUAUCGGUGUAAGUGACGGGAUAUUUCAGGGUUUGGACAUUCAUCAUCAUAUAUCAUGUAUCCAUUUCACAGACAGUUUUCUCACAUUACUCUCCACCACACACCUUGAAUCAGAUCUUCUGAGACGGGAAAGAAAUUAAUGAUAUAUAAAAUUGUUCUUCGCAAGUAUUUUAUUCAGUCUCAAAAGUGUUGGGGUUUUUUGCCUGGAAGGUUGUUUGCAAACUUUUUCGCAACCGGAUGUUUGUGAAAUUUUAAAAAUUGUCAUUUUUGUUUUAAUUGACUUGUACAUUAUCAAAGCUAACCACUUGACAAACACGAAUCUCUUGCAGAAUGCAUGCAAUUUUCAGUAGUGAAGCAAUUAAAUUGAGAGAGAAAAACAGUUUUUUUAGCCAUAAAUCUGGAUUUUUAAGAAUUUAGAUUCAUAUUUCAUAGACGUACCCAAAUAAAGGCACCAUGUUUUGUAUUAAAUGGCUGUUAACGUCACAUUUCACAAGGGUUGCGUAAGGUAUGGUAGAUUUGAUGUUUUACACGUGUAGCAUACAGAUUAUAUACCUCUAUCGGCUAUUUCAAGCCAAUCGGGCAAUUUUAUAUCGUCAUAUAGUUUUUUAAAUGUAAAACAUGCUUAUGGAAUAACUCACCAUUCACCAUCAUCUAAAUGUUUUGACCUGGCUUUGUUUUGCUAUUUUAGAAUUCCUAUUCAUCUUGAGCUAAUCCAUUUCAAAAUAGUUAGUUUUAAAAACAAUUGCAUCAACUUGUUUAUCUUGAAAUAAAUUGGAAAUGAGUUACCUCCCUUCAACCCUUGCAGAAACUCAUUACCAGCUGUUUGUUCUUACAUUGUUAAUCAAUUCAAAAAAUUGCUGCUGGAGGGUUAAAUUUGCCCACUUUCUGUUUCUUUGCAAAAUUUUAUUUUACAAAUUGGUCAGUAAUCCAUGUACUUUAUAAGUUACAUAGCAAAUAAGAUAAAAAAAAAAAAAAAAAAAAAAAAAAAAAAAAAAAAGUUAAUCAGAAAUGAAAAUAAAAUGGCCACUUUAUUGAUGUCAUGUUCUACAAUGUUUUUAUAAACAUUAUUUCAUGUUUAUUUUAACAUAUGAAGUGAUGCUCUAAAAGUAUGCAAAUGUGAGAUUAUCUUUUAUGUAGAAACAUGAUUUUUUUUUUUAUAUAAACUUUAAAAUCGUAUUUCUCACUGUUUCAAUACAUUGACUGUUUCAGGUUUUAAAAUGUAAAAUUUCAACUCCACAAUUGCUUGGCUUUAUUGAAGUUUAGAGAACUAACUGGAGGAUUUGGUACCUGUCUCUGUGCUAAAGACAUUGCUGCCAGUGUUUUGUGUUUUAAUUUCUUGUUUGAAUUGAAUUGAAUCCAAAUGUGUUCAUGGUCGGAUGCCUCCUCCUUAUAUCUUACCAUGUAUUUUAGCAUGGCUUAAAUUAUCAUUAAUCGAAUAUAUAUAGCAAUUAAUUUGACUGGUUCAAUGAUUUUUCCCCCGUGAUGUUACAUAUGUUUCGAUUGGUUAAAGUUGCUGCUAAUAUGAACUAGGUAAAAUGAUUAAAAAAAGUGUCUCUUGAUUGAUGUGUAAUAACUUUCGAUUGUGUUGAUUAUAUAAUUCACCCCUGAAGACACAUUUUGAACUCUUCCAAUUCAAAAGUUGGAAUAGUUCAUUAUGAAAUUUCAGGGGUGAAAGAGUUAACUCAUUCACCCCUACAUAUCUAAACUUGAUUUUCCCAGUCUUGGAUUUAGUAAGGUUCAAAAGUGACUGUAGGGGCGAAUGGGUUAAAAUCCUCCUGUGACAGAUGGCUCAGUAGCCUUCAUACUAGACAGUACAAAGCUAGUUUUGCCCCAGUUGAUGAGCCUAGGACCGGUCACCAAUGUGAACAGUGUUUAUGUGUUGACAGAUAGAGGUUGAGGUGUGUUAAACAUUGUAGUAUAUUUUUUGUACAAAUGUAAAUAAUAUACCUGGACUCACCCAAUUGCUUUUUUUUUUUUUUUAAUUAAUUUUCUUAAUUCUAAUGUUAUUCUUCUGUUUGACAAGAUGUACAAAUUAUAAUGUAAAUUAAUUAAUUUUUAACGGGUUUGCCUCACUUUGGGAUCAAAUAUACCAUAAUGAUUUUAAAAAUCCUUUUAGAACUGUCGACAUUUCCGCCCAAGUUUUUUUUAUACUGAACAUGUUCUACAAUGGGCGUCGAUUACGUUCCCCAGAUUUUUCUCUCUUUUUUGAGGGAAACUAAAUUUUCCAUGAUGCAUUUGAUCUUAAAGUUGAUGAUUGUCCCAUAAGUUCACGCCAGCAGGUAGCUAGGAAAGUAUAAAAUGACUUAUAUAAUUUAUAUGAAAAAUAGGAUUUGCCAAAUGUAUGACUUUGUUGAUGAACUAAAAGUACUGAUAACAGUUUUCAUCCUGUAAAUAUUUCUGGAUUGAACCAGGUAGACAUGUAUGGUAUGCCCUUCAUAGAGGGUAUUUUCUGAAGUCUUUAAAAAGGCAAAGUAAGCGGCUAGUUGAAUUAUAGAUCCAUCGGCAUGUCGGUUGUAGCAUAUUUAUUCUUUUUUGAGAAAUAGUGAAAUUAUGUACGACAUAACAAAUUUGUAGUGUCAGCGGUAACACAGCGCAAGAUACUAGUGUAACUUACAGUAUGAUGGGCAUAAGAAGUGAUACAUGUGUAAACAAAAUGCUUUGUGUUCUGUUUAAUACUGUAAACUUGAUCAAUUAAAUGCAUGUUUAGUUUUGAAAUUGGAAGGAAACAAAUUUGUAUUAUUCUUUUAUUAAUUAAUGAGGUGGGUGAGUCACUUUAAAAAUAGACAACCAGUUCUGCCUAAACGAUAAUGCCCAAGGUCUCCAUAAUCUGCGGAAAAUGUAAAGGUGCUAGCAUCACAAUACAAAUGUUUUGUAUUAAUUAACUCAUUCACCCCUGAAGACACAUUUGAACUCUCCCAAUUCAAACGUUGUAACAGUUCAUUAUGAAACUUCAGGGGUGAAUGACUUAAAGGAGUUAUUUUGGAAGUUCCGUUUUCUUUUUAAAGAUAAGUUGUUACAGUUCAUUGAAAUCUAACACAUGUUCCUAGUGCUCAUUUAAAGCUUUAAAUUCUGAAAAGGAAAUGCUGUUGAAUUUUAUUUUGUUGUUUGAACUAUGAGUAUGAAAGUGACUGGCAUCGCUGUAUUAUGUAUUUAUAAUAUUAGACUAUGAAUUGACAAAAUUUAUAUAAAUUACUAUCAUAUGCAUGCUAUACCAGCAAUAAGAAAUUCAAUUAUAUAUAUACUUCAUUUCAUUUUCAUUUUUUUUUUUUUUUAAUUAACGUCGGUUGUUUGAUGUGGAUACUUGUUGACCGUGUAAAGAAAUUGUGAUGGUUACGAAUUAUAAUCCAGAAUGUUUGAUCAUAUCCUGGGGGUCUCGCCUCGUCAUCGAGGUAAUUGUUUACUGCCCUGUAGAUAUUGGCAGACGACUGUACAUACUUGAAGUGUAAUCUUUAUAAUGAUACUAAUUUAUGGUAAAAUCACCUUCAUAUCCUUAUAAUCAUCUUCAUUGCUGAAGUGUUAAUUCUACAUCGUCACAUCACAAUCUUGUAUUUGACUCAUUCACCCCUGAAAUUUCAUAAUGAACUAUUCCAACCUUUGAAUUGGAAGAGUUCAAAUGUGUCUUCAGGGGUGAAUGAGUUAAAAAUAAAACCUGGUAUAAACGUUCGGAAUGUCACAAGCUCUUUGAGUUUAUAUAUAGACAAAGAGAUAUAUUUUUCUGUGUACAUACAGAUUAUCUAUGUAAAUAGGUUUUUUUCCCCACAGAAAGUAGCGAAUGAAAUGAAUUCUCAAAUAUGACUGCUGCCCAGUACUGGUUUUCUUACUUACAGGAAUUGUAAUUCAAGGGAUUAGUGUAAAUUAGUAUUGCAACUGGUGUAUCUUUUACUGAACCAAUUAUCCAAUGUUUUACGAGACUCUCUCAUGUUGCAUCACUUUCAGCUUUAGUGUUCAGAAGAAUUUUACACAUAUUUUGUCUAUGAUGUCUCCUCCAUGACUGUAUUUAUAAUAAGCCAAUCCAAUUUUGUUCAGUGAAUUGCACAGAAAUAUCUUUUUCUGUGUAUACAACAAAUAUUUUAAUACCAGGACAAGCCAAAAAUCCAUCCCCUUCUUCGGGCCAGGCUCCUCAGACUUAAAAAGAUAAAAUAUGGUAUUUAAAAUUUAAUACCAUCAUGUGUAAUCUUAGUUGAUGAUUUUCUUAUUAAUAAUAAUUAAUAGUAAUAAUUUGCAGUUAUUAUAUUAUAUACCGCUUUAUCACAACCUAGAUCUUAGGUCGUCUGAAAGCGGUUCACAAAUUAUUAUCUGUGGUUAUUGGUCUUUCUUCAUAACACUUUGCACAAAGAAUGCAGAACUGUUGAUUUAGAAAUAUUUGUUUGCAUAAAUUAAUCUCCAUGAUCGUUCAUGUCUACAAUUGAAAAUGAAAAAUCCCUCAAAAUUGUUGUACAUCAUGUGUUUAUACAUUGUAUUCAUGUGUUGGCGCAAAGGUUGACAAUAAAUUUUCAUAAAAUUAUUCUAGUUCCUUUUAUAGACCAGAUUACAGCAAUUAUAACUUAGAUAAUCUAGAUGCCACAAAUAUUUGUAUUUCAAUAGAGAGUAGAUUACAUUCCUUCACUAAAUAUUGGAUGCAUGUUGUAUUUAAACACAUUCACCCCUGAAGACGCAUUUAAACUCUUCCAAUUCAAAGGUUGGAAUAGUUAAUUAUGAAAUUUCAGGGGUGAAUGAGUUAAAGUCAGUUGAACCUUAGAACAGAUUUUGCUUACAUUUCCUAUCGAGAGUUAUUUGUUACGGCAUACAAUUUUGUGUCAGUUUCAUCCAAUAUGCAUUAUUUAUGUAAUGGUUGACAUGAACAACUAGAUCUUUCAUAUAUACCAGGCAUACUUGUGUAAAGUCAUCAUUUCAUUUUAUCCAGUAUCGAUUCAACAUUUCAUUUAAAUACAGCACCUUCAUCCUAGUGGCCGUUCUAUUGUACAUACAGAGAUGUCACAAAGGGAGAUAACUGUUGAAUGUAUUUUUUUGUCACAAACUUUGGUCAUGGCAGUCGUAUCUCGUGCUAAAUAUGUUGAAUAUUAUUAUUAUUAUACCAUUAUAUCCACCUUUGUCCGGUUCUUGGUUGCAUACUUAAGUCUUGCUGCAAAAGGUUGAUUGUGCCAUUUUUGUAGUGCUGAUCUACCAAUGAAAAUGCUCAUUACAUAAUAUUGGAGAAUGCUUGUAUUGGUCAGUAACGAUUGAUUUGAUUGGAGCAGAGUGUUUACAAUUCAUUGCUCUGUGUGGAACAGAAGGAAAAUAAAUAUGUUUUAAAAAAAA